AUGUGUAAAGGUAUUUUAAAACAUUUAUUUCUGCUUCCGAACGAAAAGAAGGAUGUAGAAGUGGAGGAAGAGAUUGGCACUACCACCGCUAUCCAUUCACCAGCUGUAAAGCAUCUCGGAAGUCAUUUCGACGGUGCCGACACUGCUCAAGAGGCGACUGCUCCACCCGUGGAACGAAUGAAGAACGACCUUGCGGCGGAACUGGUGCUUUCUCCGGAUUCUGGCGACGACGAGGAGGAUGAUGACGACGAGGGAGUGAGGGGUAAUUUGUCAACUGAGGAAAUGGGAGAUUUCUAUCCUCUCCGCAAUGCCUCGGGUAGGUGUUGGUCUGACCAAAGUGUUCUUCUUCCAAUAGCAUAUUGUGACUCAUUUCGGACACGCAUCGCUUCGUUCUUCGCGUACGGUGCUGCGUUGUAUGUGGUGCACUGGAGACGCGAUUGCUCACGCAAGAUUGCACCUGGAAUAGAUUAUAUCUGCUGGAACCGUGCAGCUCGAGGAUACUCUGGAAAAGUUGUUGAGGUGCAUCUGGAACUGGGCAACAAGUUGGAAGGAAGCUACCCUCUCACUAGACAAGUGACAACUUCAUGCCACAGAACUGAUCCGCGGGAAGAACCCAUGCUGCACUUGGGGAUGGAAGGAUGGGGGGAGGGCAGGGAGUGUGACACCCUUCACUUUAAUUCUCAGCAUUCCCUUGAUGAUGUUUUACCACGUGGUUAUUAUCACCUUCUCUGGUAUCAAUCGGAUAACUACUCAGGGACGAAUCGAACGUUUACUGGAAAAUUAGCUCUUUCUGCAACAUGCAUUUGGCAGGCGAUUCUUUUAGACACAGGCCUUCCUCAGAAGCAUACUGCAACACGCUGCCGCGAAUGUAGUACCCGAGUCACACCUGAAGACAUUGUAAGGCAGAUAAUCUAA
This is a messenger RNA of Echinococcus granulosus, 915 nucleotides long. RefSeq lists its product as hypothetical. Bases 1 to 915 code for a protein of 304 amino acids. The record is from RefSeq and is a predicted model, not a curated record. The transcript is spliced from 4 exons. Lineage: Eukaryota; Metazoa; Platyhelminthes; Cestoda; Cyclophyllidea; Taeniidae.